AUUGUACAUGUUUGCAAUAAUAUAAACACAUAUUGACAGAUAGAGUGCAUGCACGAAAAGAUGUCGGUGACCAUCUAAAUCAAAUCCAUCGUUGAAUUGGAUGACUAAAAGAGUCUUGGAAGGUGAGCUUUUUAUUAGAGGACGAUGUAGGAGGCAUCACCAUGACCGGCCGUAGAUGCCGCAAGUCCCAUUCUCCGCCAGGCGUCACCCCAAACCAGGGCAACCAUAACAACAACAACAACUGCAUCUCCCGCAUCAAAGGUUUGUCCCUGAAAGGUUCUUCCUGGAACCCUUCGACCCUGGUGAAACCCAAAAGACACUCCCAGCCCAUCAACAGUUCAACCUUUGAUUCUCUACCUCUCCCUUCCGGACCGGACUGGCUCUUCUACGCAGUCAUCGCUGCAGUGAGUUUUGCAGUGUUCUCCAAUGCCUUACGCGGCGACUUUGUCCACGAUGAUGUCUUUGCCAUCAAGAACAACAAGGACCUGCUGCCCUCGACCCCUCUGUCGAAGGUCUUCCAGAAUGACUUCUGGGGCAAGUCGAUGAGUGACAACACAAGCCAUAAGUCCUACAGGCCCCUCUGUGUUCUUACAUUUAGGUUGAACUAUCUGAUGAGCGGUUACCAACCCUACUCAUAUCACCUUUGGAAUGUGUGUCUCCACUCAGCUGUUUGCAUAAUCUUUACGUUUGUAACUCAUCGAGUCGUAUUUAAUGAUAUCCGACCUGCGUUUAUCAGCGGUCUUUUGUUUGCAGUCCACCCAGUGCACACUGAAGCAGUUGCUGGAGUUGUUGGUCGUGCUGAUGUGUUGUCUUGUCUGUGUUUCCUCCUUGCAUUCCUAGCUUAUUCAAGAUGUAUAGUAUCAGAGAGACCAAAGCAGGAGGAACGUUGCUACCAGCCCACCUCCACCCCAUACCUCAUCCUCUCAACAUCCAUUCCUCAUCUCGUUCUCUGCAUCUUCCUCUCGCUCUGUGGUUUAUUGGUCAAGGAACACUCUGCGACCGUCCUAGGGGUCUGUCUGUGCUACGAUGCCAUUGUGAAGUCAUGGCCUUUUCUGACAAGGUACGUUGUAAAAUCAAAGUCCUCUACCUUGCCGGCAGAUCUGAUCCCAUUCAUCUUCAGAAGUGCAAUAUUGAUUGGUGCUGCAUUUGUAUUCCUUAGUUUCCGUCUGUGGAUGUUGAAUGGUCAUCUCCCUCAUUUUUCAGAGGAGGAUAAUCCAGCUUCAUUUGCUCCUCAUCUCACAACAAGGUUCCUGACCUACAGCUACCUUGUAGCAUUCAACAUUUUGCUGCUCCUCUGUCCCACCACACUGUCCCAUGACUGGCAGGAAGGGAGCAUCCCCCUCGUCGAGUCGUUAUGGGAUCCGAGAAACGCUGCCACCCUCUUAGCCUUUGCGUCGCUCUGUCUCAUAACGUUUCAUUGCAUCUUCAGGUCAAAGGACACAGAGAGAAGAGUACUUGCAUGUGGAUUGCUUUUUCUGGCCGUUCCAUUCUUGCCUGCCUCUAAUUUACUAAUCAAAGUUGGUUUUGUUGUGGCCGAGAGAAUCCUCUAUAUACCAAGUCUUGGCUUCUGUAUCCUUGUAUGCUAUGGCAUAUUCAAGAUGGCUGCCUGCCUGACGUCUCGCUCCAGUCGAGCCUUCCUCUCGAUAGCUACCCUUAUCAUGGUGCUGUGUUUCUGCCGAAGAACAUGGGUGCGGAACCGCGUUUGGGAGUCGAGAGAAACGUUAUUCAAGUCAGGAUUGGAGACAUUGCCUCACAAUGCGAAGAUGCAUUAUAACUACGGCAACUAUCUCAUGGAUACAGGGCUUAGAACCGAAGCCAUCAAGCAUUUUCAAGAAACUUUGAGUUUAUACCCUCGGCAUGCUUCAGCCAAUAACAAUCUUGGUACGCUACUGAGCGAAAGUGAACCACAGAGGGCAGCAGACUUUUUCCAUGAGGCAAUAAGGAUUAAUCCUCUGCAUGCUAGAGCAUACUUCAACCUGGCAAAUAUAUAUCAUAACCGCGGAGAGCUUGCCACUGCUGAAGCGUUGUUUCUGAAAGCCUUGGAGAUCGAUCCUCAGUACCUGGAUGUCUUCAUCAGCUUGGCCUCCUUGAAGCAGGUCCAGGGGGAUAUCACUGCAGCCGAAGGCUUGUACAGGCAGGGCCUGGAGAAUGGGGAGCCUUCCGCCGACCUUCACAACAACUAUGCAGCAUUUCUCAUGGGCAAUGAUCAUCAUCAGGAAGCGUUAUACCACUAUGGAAAAUGCUUAAAGAUUGACCCCGCCCAUGUCGUUGCCAUGACGAAUAAGGCCCGCCUCCUCAGACAUCUAAACAGAACAGAUGAAGCAGAGGAUAUGUACAUCAGGUCUCUCUCAUACAGCAACAAUGCCAAAACCUUGCAGAGCCUUGCAGCUAUUUAUUACAACACUGAUCGGCCAUCCAAAGCCCUGGGGACUUACAAAGAAGCAUUGGACUUGGAACCUCAUAAUCUCGAGAUACAGCUUCAAUAUGCCCAGGUUAUGACAAGACUUGGUCUAUUCAAGGAAGCAGAGGCCUAUCUCACCGAAGCCCUGGACUCCAAUCCAACCACCAUAGAACUUCAUAGACUCCUCUCAAGUGUGUACAGUGUACAGCAUCGCUACCAAGAGGCUUUGAGGCAAGUUGAGGUAGCGCUGGGACUGACUAAGAUCACAGAUGUGGAAACCAAAGCAGAGCUCCUGUUUGAGAAGGCCAACCACUUGAAGGGACUCAACAAAAUAGAGGAGUCACAAAAGACAUAUGUAGAGGUAUUGUCUCUGAACCCAGAGAUGGGAUCAUGCCUGCUGAACUUAGGAGCCAUUCACCACCUCAAGGGAGACUACAAGCAAGCUAGGAUGUAUUACAUGAGGGCGCUGACCCUUGACCCCAAGAAUGAAAUCCUCAUUGAAAACAUCGCCAAGCUGAAGAGAGCAGAAUCUAAAGCAAGGAGAACAACGUAAGGUCAAAGGUCAGUGCUGCCUCUUACGUGCAGGAUUCCAGCAAGCGUCUUUUCAUCACUAAAUUUCACAUUCAACAUUGACCUCGAGAAUGACAUCCUCCUUGGAAAUAUUGCCAAGCUGAUGAUAGCAGAAUCUAAAGCAAGGAGAACGACAUUGGAUGUCGAAGGUCAGCACCGAUUCUUACAUGCAGGAAUCCAGUGUCUUUUCAUCACUUAUCUUCUCAGUCACCUUUGACCCCAAGAAUGAAAACAUUGCCAAGCUGAAGAGAGCAGAAUCUAGAGCAAGGAGAACAACAUCGAAGGUUGAAGAUCAGCAUCGAUUCAUACAUGCAGGAAUCCAGCAUCUUUUCAUCACUAAACUUCUCAGUCACCUUUGACCCCAAGAAUGAAAUCCUCAUGGAAAACAUUGCCAAGCUGAAGAGAGCGAAAUCUAGAGCAAAAAGAGCGACAUCGGAUGUCGAAGGUCAGCAUCAAUUCUUACAUGCAGGAAUCCCGCAAGCAUCUUUUUAUCAGUAACCUUUGUAUUCAUCAUUGACUUCAAGAAUUACAUAGGAAACAUCUCCAAGCUAAAGAAAGUGGAAUCGAAAGCAAGAACUACAUAGGACACAGAGGUCAGAGCCGCUUAGAACACGCAGAAAUCCAGCAAGCGUCUUUUCAUCACUAAAUUUCACAUUCAACAUUGACCUCAAGAUUGACAUCGUCAUUGAAAAUAUUGCCAAGCUGAGGAGAGCAGAAUUCCAAAGCAAGGAGAACAACUUAGGAUAUCAAAGGUCGGCGCGGUUUUCUUACUCGCAGGAAUACCGCAGGUCUACGUCUUUUAAUCUAAUCCUUUCAGUCAUCAUUGACCUAAAGCCCAUCUGUAGCUUUGGUAAACGUGGGUCCUACAGACCUGCCAACCAGUACGUUUUAGCCGUAUUGAGUACGUUUUUGCAACCAAAAUACGCAGUACGUUUUUUAUUUAAAAAAUACGUUUUUUGUAUUAAAAAAAAACUACAAAAUGAUAAUUUAUUGAUAAAAAUCAUCUCUAUUUCAUAAAACGUACACAAUUAUGGUUGUUAUAUCAAUGUAAUUUCUGGUAACUUGUUUUUUUUUUCAAUUAUUUUGUAAAAACCAGGGUGAGAUAUACACAAGUUUCAAUUUUUUUUUUCAUCUGCAAGAGCAGUGCGCAUUUAAGCUUGCAUGCAGCUUGAGCGCCGUGAUGGGCGAGUGCGCCAAGUAUUUUAUUAUGAAAUACACUUUUUGGGGGAAAAUGCAAAAUAUUUAUCUCACACGCUAAAAAUACUGAUAUUUUUGUCAAAAUACUGAUUUUGGGGGAUAAGAAUACUGAAAAUGCAAAAUACAACUUGGCAGCUCUGGUCCUAGGUUUGUAUGAUGAUUACUAUGUAAGCUUAAUAUUCCAACGAUUACUAUGUAUAGCCAAAGACUUUAUCUCAUCUUGCCAUCUUUUCAUACUUUCAUGUUUCAUUUUGGAGUACUAGAUUGUAGUCUGUGUGCUAGGUUUUACGAAUGUGCUAUAGUCUGGUGUGCGUACAUUCAUAUGUAAGAUGUAAUCUUUCAACUUUGUGUGCUUAUUGACGAUAGUGUUUCCCCCAUCUAUAUACAUAUCGGGGAAGUGUGAUUGCUGAUGAAUAGAUAUUUAUUAAAACAAUUUGAUAAAAAUAUCCAGUAUGCUUAUUUUAAUAAAUAAAAAAGUUUUUAUUUAAUUGAUAUCUUAGAAACACUUAUUCUUUGGUGCAUUUACAGAUUUUAUGAAUGUUGCCUUAUAUGUACAUGUACAAGCAUUGCAUACUCUUUAUGGAGGUAAUAUUUUUCUUUGUCAACAUUUGUAUAGACCAUUGCAAAGAGAUAAAUUGGCAAAUGGGGCUGAAUUGCCCCUCUUUUGCUAUAGGAAUUACCUGUUUAGGAUUAAUGAAAUUAAGUAAUAUAUUUUAUUCAAUAAAUGCCAAUGAAAUAAAUUUAUAUUUAGAAAUAGUCAGUGCAAUAGCAAGAACGAAAUUUUUAUUUCACAUAGCAGAUUAUAUAAUCAUAUAAUUUUUUGUAUACUUUUACGUUUGUGUGUUGCAUAAUUCCACCACCGAAUUCUCAAGUGUUUUGCUUUUUGGAUAAAGAGUCCAUCUGCGUUGCCUUAUUGCGUUUCUGCUUUUGGUGUGUUGUUUGUUUGUUUCAUCUGAUGAUUUGGAGCUUCAGGAAUUGUAAUAAAUAAAUUCAAUUGAAAUUGAAUGGAUUCAGAUCCAUAUUACAGGGCA
This is a messenger RNA of Lytechinus pictus (painted urchin), 5199 nucleotides long. RefSeq names its product protein O-mannosyl-transferase TMTC1-like. Lineage: Eukaryota; Metazoa; Echinodermata; Echinoidea; Temnopleuroida; Toxopneustidae. Bases 162 to 2954 code for a protein of 930 amino acids. The transcript has 19 exons. The record is from RefSeq and is a predicted model, not a curated record. Gene Ontology annotation, biological process: RNA processing. Gene Ontology annotation, molecular function: protein binding.